Alnus glutinosa is the source of this 1786-nucleotide messenger RNA. Its product is annotated as mediator of RNA polymerase II transcription subunit 27. Gene Ontology annotation, biological process: regulation of transcription by RNA polymerase II. The transcript is spliced from 8 exons. The coding region runs from base 132 to 1400 and encodes 422 amino acids. Gene Ontology annotation, cellular component: mediator complex. Gene Ontology annotation, molecular function: transcription coactivator activity. The record is from RefSeq and is a predicted model, not a curated record. NCBI's taxonomy places the organism in Eukaryota, Viridiplantae, Streptophyta, Magnoliopsida, Fagales, Betulaceae.
AGAAAAACCAUUGCCGUAGGCCCAAAACGUAGCCUGCAGCAUUUCUCAAGCCCGAAAGCUCAACUAGCCGAGACAGACGCGCACCGAAAAGUCGAAGCAUUUCGGUGCGGAACACUACGGCCCUGCGAGCAAUGCGGCCACAACAGCCACAGCAUCAGCAACAACAUCAGCUGGAGGCGGCGGCAAAUCCGAAUCCGGAUCCUGCGCAGUCGGGGGAGGCGCCGCCAAAGCAGGUGGCUCUGGCCAUGGACAGGCUAGGCGACGCGGCGCGCCUCAUUGCCGACAUCAGGCUUGGCGCCGACCGCCUCCUCGAAGCCCUCUUCGUCGCCGCCCAGCCGCACCAGAGCACCAAGCCCCUCCACCUGUUCCACAAAGAGGACGCUUCCAUGCGCCAGCACCUCCAAGACCUCCGCUCUGUCGGAAGGCAGCUAGAGGAGUCUGGGGUUCUGAAUGAAUCGCUUCGGUCGCGAAGCAAUUCGUGGGGGCUGCACAUGCCGUUGGUCUGUCCGGAUGGCGCUGUGGUUGCAUACGCUUGGAAGCGCCAGCUUGCCGGCCAGGCCGGUGCGUCCGCGGUCGAUAGGACAAGGUUGGCUCUCAAGGCCUUCACUGAUCAGAAAAGAAGAUUUUUUCCUCACCUUGAUGAUGGAUUAGAUGGUCAAAGUACUGAAUCAGCUUCAAAGAAACAUUGUGGUCCUCAAGUACUGAUAGGAAAUCAUCAAGAAGAGCUUAGUGAUUAUAAGACACUAUCAGAUAUUCUAAUGCAUCUGGAAAAAGAAGUGCCAACUUUAAAAAUUUUCACUUACGAACGAUUGGACUGGUUGAAAAGAGCAUCUUCACUGCCCUCUUCAGCAAAUGAGACUUCCAUGGGGACAUCUAAAGAGCAUAAUUUUCACAGUUCAAAUAAACUAAGACCGGGAUCUCUGAGUGCUGUUGCUACAGAGAAAAUUUCUGUAAUUGAGUUGCUCUUUCCCUCCAUCUUCAGAGCUAUCGUAUCACUGCAUCCAGCUGGUUCUAUUGACCCUGACUCAGUUGCUUUCUUUUCUCCAGAUGAGGGAGGCAGCUACAUACAUUCUAGAGGGUUUUCAGUGUAUCAUGUAUUUAGACGCAUCACGGAGCAUGCUGCUAUGGCUCUGCAGUAUUUUCUUGGAAGUCGAGCUGAAACAGCUCUACAUUCUCUUCUGGACUGGAUCUGUAGCUAUCAAACUUUAUUUACGAAAGUUUGCAGCAAGUGUGGACGGCUUCUAUUGAUGGACAGAAAAUCCGCUUUGCUGUUACCUCCUGUUUAUCGUCCUUACCGGCAGUUUUCUGCAUUGAAAUUUUCAUCCACCCAACCCAAUUCCUCAGCGAGUUCCGAUCUAGCCCAGGCUUAUCAUGUUGGUUGCUUUUCAGAGGAAGCGUAGUCGCAUAUACUGAGAGAAACGUCAGCUGUGCCACCGAAAGUUGCCAAUGGGCUGCUGCAUAUAGAUCUUGUUUCUAGACAGCUGUGCCGGAUGUGAAUGUUAAAGUCCAUGACACUUUCAGAUGUAUUAUAAUCCCCAACUGCUAUUUGAAUGUUGCAAUUUUCAUCGCAUUCUUUUGUUUUUCUAAACUGUGGUUCAAGUUUUGUUUAAUCUAGUAAGAGAAUGACAAAAUCCAGUAGAUUGUAAAGUGUAAUAUUUUUUUUUUAGGGUGGAAUAGAUGUAGGUGUUUACAUGCUAUCCUCGCAUAAUAGAUUUAAUAGCAACAACUGUAUGUAGCAUAGGCAACCACUGAUGCGACAAUGAAUUUGUUAUCAGUUUUCAUUGAA